Trichoderma virens Gv29-8 is the source of this 3513-nucleotide messenger RNA. RefSeq lists its product as uncharacterized. The annotation marks the transcript as partial. The record is from RefSeq and is a predicted model, not a curated record. The transcript has 2 exons. Lineage: Eukaryota; Fungi; Ascomycota; Sordariomycetes; Hypocreales; Hypocreaceae.
GGCUCCCCACUCCCUGAAGACAUCGCAAACAAGCGCAUCUUGAGUGUCGAGGACCAGAUCAAUUCCGCCGAUGUUAGUGUGAGCGGGGGGUCAGAUACUGAGGCCUCGCGCGCAAAAGAUGGCGACAAGGGACAGGGCCGCGCUGGAUCCUCAGCAAAGAAGCCUGCAACGUUCAAGGCCGUUUCUGUCAAUAAGACAUUUCUAGCUUCCAAGGCGAACCCCAGCGUCUCGUCCAAGACAACCGACAAGCCAGCUACGGGCUCGAGUACCCCGCCGACCGGCUCCGCCACCUUGUCCAUAUCACGACCGCGUUUGGUUGCAAAGUCUGGGAGCGGUACUGGCACCUCGUCUCCGCGGUUCUCGUCACUAGCAAAUGGUGGCAAACCUGCUGCUGCACCCGAUCCGAAUGCUGUGUGGAAUAAGAAUAGGCCUACGCCUGUCCCAGAACCCAAGAAAUUUACGGACGAAGAGCUCAAAAAGUAUGGAAUUCAUAUGGCUAGUCGCCUGAACGAAGACGAUACUCAAGGGCAGAAUAAGUGGGCGGACAUCGACGACGAUGACGAUGACUGGGCACCCGAGGCCAUCACCUGGGGAGAUGGCACCAAGACAACUCUUCCUCACCCCGAUGAGACGUCAGCACGAGCAGCAGAUCGUACGCCAGAUGUUAUCAAAAGUGCCACCCAAGACAAGCCAUCUUCUCCCGCACCACCAGGCGCAACGAGCACACCAGUGCCGAAAUCGGGUGGCCUUCCGUCUGGGAAAGGGUUGGUUCUCAAGAGCGCUGCCCAAGAGAAGCCAGUUCUCGUUGCCAAACCUCCAGCACCACCUGCGCCUGCUAAGUCACCAUGGGCUACUUUACCGCCUGUUGCAAAAACAUCACCUGGAGCCAUAGAGUCUUCAUAUCCGCCUCGCGGCGCUCUAAGAGAGUCAUCGUUCGCCAGCAACAUGGGCCCUCCGCCGCCCCGAGACAUGGCAGUGGAUGAUUAUUCACGCUCGACUUGGAGAGAUAGGUCAUCUUACGGAAAUAAGGAGCUCUUCAACUCUCGGUCCGGGCGAUAUGAGCCAGUUCCCGAUCGACGGCCGUCAAUGCGAUCUGAUUCUCAGACUAGGUAUCCAGCCUUACUACAGCGUGCACCUCCACAAGACCACCCAGCCGAACCUUCUGCCGCGUUUCAAACUAGUCGUACCGCCCAGGAAGGGCCAUUCGGGCGCCGUCGCGGCUCUUCAAACGUCAGCGGCGGCAGUGGAUCAUAUUUACAGCGUUUGAACAAGGGAAGCGAUGGCUCUAUACCACCACCACCGCCGGAGUUUCUCAAUAUCCGGAGAGGUUCCCUAACAGGUUCCGUCCUAGAAAGUCCAGUUUCUCCCGUGGCAGGGUCUGUGAUGAGUCAGGGACAAUCGAGACACCAGCCGUUGCCCUCUCCUGGAACCACUUAUGCCGCUCCUCAUCAUGGAAACUCACAUCUUGAGCACAAUCCAGCUCCUCCCUCUCAUCAGCUUGAGGAUGACCUUGAAUACCAGAAAAAACUGAUGCGUGAAGGUAUCGAAUCAGCUAGAAAACGGAGGCAAGAGGAAGAGGCCCGCGAGGAGGCCGCACGCCGAGAGCGUAUACAAAAGAAACUAGAAGCGAUGGGACCUCCCCCUGAAAAGAAGAGCGACGCGAAAGAGACAUCCAGGGAUCACGGAGCGAAGCCAACGCCAAGCCAGCAACCGGCUCUCAGUGAGCAAACAGAUGCAUCCACUGCAAAGGCAAACCCAAAUCAGACAGAUUCGGGUAAGGAUGACGCAGCCGCUAUACCCCAUAUUGAGAAGCCCGGGUUAAGCCACAAAGAUAUCCCACCACAGGCAAACAUCGCCCCGCCGCCUGGGCCGACAACUAGGCGGCUAUCUCACAGUCAAGACGCAGAACCUACCGGCGCCACCUGGGGUAGCCGGCCAGACCGAUUCUCUUCGUGGGUUGCUGGGACGCCACGGAAUGUUUGGAGCUCGCCAGACAACGACAGCGGACUUGGAAAUGGGACGUUCAACCCUCACCUUGGCCGUGUAUCUGGCGCGUCCACUCAGCCGACUUCAACCAACAAUGCCCCUGCCCCCAUUGCCCCCCCAACUACAGCUCAACCUCCUCACAACCGAAACCAAGUCCCCGCUCCCAUCGGUUCGCGUGCCACACGAUAUGGAAACCUGGGAACAGAGCUUGCGAAUAAAUGGGUGACAGCCGUGGCUGAAAACGACAAGAGGAUGAGUGCAGCGAAGUUGGCUGAACGAACAGCGCGUGAACGUCAGCUAGCCGAACGUGGAGUCUCUGUAGAGGAUGCCCAGCCAGUAAUCAAAGAUACAUGGCGCCCUGUUCACAUCCCUGGUGAUGGUACCAGGCGCGCCGUAAGUUCCAGUGAGGUUCCGUCAAAUACCACGGACGAUUCUAUUGCGGGUGGCCAACCUGCAGUUCUUGGAAAUGGGGCCAGCAGCUCUGUCUUGCCUCCAAACGGCCCGACAACAACUCCCCAGUCGCGGCCCUCUCGAUUCUUCCCCGCUCGAGAUGUUCGAACUGAGACAGGCAUGGUUGAGCCAAUCCGACCCUCUUCACCAUCUCCUCCUCCGCCAACCAUGGAAGGCCACCCAGCAUACGAGGGAGACAUUUCACGCCCACAUGUCUCAUUACCGAAGCCGCAGCCAGUAGUCAAGCUGCCUCCUAAUAUGGUCGCUGCUCAAGGACUACAACCUAAAGCUAGCAACCCAUGGGUUAAUCGGGCGUCAGGAAGAGAAAUAUCACGCGCCCCCGUCCCUCAUGCUUAUUCCGCGCGGCGUGUCUCCGAGACGUCGCAGGAAAAUUGGCAAGAUAAAAUCAAUACUCUUCUCAAUAGUGGCAAAGCAUCUCCGCCGAAACAUAUGGGAGUAGAUCCUGCCAGUAGGAAUGCAUUGGAUCAUACGACCAACCAGCACUCUACAACCGUAUCUCUACCUGUUGUGACAGUACAGCACUCUACAGCCGCUUCCCUGCCUGUUGUGACAGCACCACGCUCGGCGGAUAGCUCUUUAACACUGAUUUCCAAGCCCAUGGCGGAAGAAUGCUUCGAAGAACAGGAAAUGGGCUCUCUGCCACGGAUUAGACUUCCGCACAAGGCACCAGAAGCAGCAUGGCAACCCGCUUCGAGCAUAAAGCCAAUGCCUAAGAGGUUCUUCGUACAGCCGUCUGUUGGAGAGCCAUACUUUUUCGCGGCGGAAGUCGUUGGCGGCGCCAAUGCUGUGAGAAUUCACUUUCCAGGGAUGAGCGAGCCUAGGAUGGCCACCUUCCCCCUUUCUGCAGCAAGAGGCGGACGAGGAACCCAUCGGCCGUCGUCGCGACACCGAGGCGGUGGUCACGGACCUCGUGGAGGUGGAGGAGGAAGUGGUAACGGCAAUGGCGGCGGCAAAAGGGAAUUCUCUAAUAGCUACGGAGAUGCUGCGAGUCAAAGCAGCACUGGCCGUGGCAGCCGUGGCGGAUAUCGUGGUCGCGGAUCUGACAAUUGGAGUCGA